Molecule: messenger RNA, 2889 nt
Organism: Xiphophorus maculatus (southern platyfish)
Lineage: Eukaryota; Metazoa; Chordata; Actinopteri; Cyprinodontiformes; Poeciliidae
Gene: klf4
Product: Kruppel like factor 4
Exons: 5
Coding region: 331-1656 (441 amino acids)
Biological process (GO): regulation of transcription by RNA polymerase II
Molecular function (GO): RNA polymerase II cis-regulatory region sequence-specific DNA binding; DNA-binding transcription factor activity, RNA polymerase II-specific
Source: RefSeq, a predicted model, not a curated record
CUGCUUCCUCACUCAGACUGCCGGUCUCCCUGCAAGGCAACUGGCGGGAGGGAUUCCCCUGCUCGUCGCCUCUCUGUCUUCCCCGUUCAAAACAGCCUCCAAUCAGUCACAACUAGCUCCAUUUUUUUCUUUUCUUUUUCCUUUUUUUUUUUUUUUUUUUUGCUUUUCCUUUUCCACCGGCGCGCCCAAUCUAGCGGCGGCAUGUCCCGGAGCCAAAGUGCGGCGUGCGGUGCGGAGCAGAAACUUUGAAACAUUUCUGACGAGGGGAUUUUAUUUCUACCAGAUCCAGUGCAGUCCGCGGCAAGAAGACUUAAGAGUCGAUUCUAACUGAUGAGGCAGCCUCCAAAUGACGUCGAGAUGGCUUGUGGCACGCUUCUCCCAUCUAUUUCCACGUUUGCCAGCGGACCAACUGACAAGAGCAGAUCCAUAGGAGGUGCUUAUCUGAAAUGGAAGGAGGAGUUGUCCCAUCUUAAGAAACCAAGUGUGCCAGAGAGAAGCAGCUGCUGCGACCCAGACCACCCUACAGCCACCUGCAUAACAAGCACCAGCAUGUCCAAGAAGGAGACUGAGCCAGAUCUGGACUUGGACUAUGAUUUUAUUUUGUCCAAUUCCAUCUUGCAGCAACAACAGCAACAGCAACAGCAGGAGGAAGCCAUGGGGUGCAGCUCUGCCCAGGCCAUGUCAUCUUCCCCGGGUUCCUUCACCUCAUCUUACCAACUUCCUUCUCCUCAAGACACUGCCAGUGAGCUGCUCUACACCAUCCCAGACAUCAGUGACGUUUCGCCCUCUGGAGGCUUUGUGGCAGAACUCAUGAGACCUGAUUUGGACCCAGCAUACCUCCACCUUCCUAGCCUCCAUGGCAAGUUUGUAGUCAAGACAACAAUGGACAUGGGAGAGUAUAGCCAAAGCAUGACUGUAGGCAAGGCCUGCGUCGGCCCGGCAUCGGACUCUGCUCCGUCGCGGGUCUCGCCGUCCUUCGUGUGCAGCCGGAUAAAGCAGGAGAACCCCAGUAACUGCACCAUUUCACAGCCCAUAGACCUGCACUUGGCAGGGGUGAACUCUCAUGGCCGGGCAGGCCAGCAACAGCGCCCCAGCAACUUGGAUCUUCAUGCAUUUCCAGGGAAUGGGAGGACCAUGACCAGCACUAGAUUAUCUUCAUCCUCUUCCCUUUCUCCAGACAAUCCUCUUGGUCGGGAGCACCAGUUGGGCCACCCUCUCUCUCAGAUCCCGCUACCUCCGCAGGGGUACCACCAUGGUACCUCUCAGGGCUACACCUCCUACCCUCAGGGCUCAUCCAUGCAGUACCCAGAGGGUCUCAUGAUCUCCAGCGGGGACUGCUUGCCCGAGGAGCCGAAGCCCAAACGCGGUAGGCGCUCCUGGCCCAGGAAGAGGGUGGCGACGCACACGUGUGACUACGUUGGCUGUGGCAAAACGUACACAAAGAGCUCCCACCUGAAAGCACACCACCGCACACACACAGGGGAGAAGCCUUACCACUGCGACUGGGAGGGCUGCGGCUGGAAGUUUGCACGUUCCGAUGAGCUCACUCGCCACUACAGGAAACACACGGGUCAUCGGCCUUUCCAGUGCCAGAAAUGCGACCGGGCCUUCUCCAGGUCGGACCACCUUGCUCUCCACAUGAAGAGACACCUAUGAGACGCAGACAAGACGACAAAAGCUGAAGGCCACAGUAUAUAUAUAUCUGUCUGCAGAACACUUUUUUUUUUUUUUUUUACCAAAACUUGCCUUCAAGCUGACGUCGAGCAGCAAGACACGCUGUGGUGUUCAUGGCACAAAGAAAAAGAAAGCAUUACUCCUUUAAGAGCCCCUCUCACAUUGUGCAGGUGACUCGACGAGGCCUCUCAGCCAGGGUUGUAAAACCUUAUUAAAACAAACAGAAAAAAAGGGACCAAACUGGAAUUUGUCUUAUUUAACCGACAAAACUUGGUGGACCAGGUGCCAGAGGAUUUUAACUGGAAAAUUCAGGGAAACCAGGAGCAACAGACAAAGCAUCUCCAGAGGCCUUCUAGCAGCGAGUAACACACCAUCGCAGACUUUACUCCUAAUACACACUGUUAAAACAAACUGUAUUAAUAAACACAGCGAUAUUUAUCAUCCCAUUUCACCUGCAAAGCCAUUUAUUUUCAGGUACAAUGUUAAUUUAUACAGAAUGGUGCUGAGUAACAGAGAAGGUUUCUUUUAGAAAAAAAAGGUACCAAAGAUGAUGGAAAAUAGAUAUAAAGAAAAAGGGUGAAGCAAUGAAAAUAAAAGUGCCAUUUAGUUGUUUGUGUUUUCUUCCAUAAAGUAUGACUUCAGGUGAACACUUUCUAAACAGCGAUGGCAAUCUACAACGCACUGCAGCUGCAAAGUGCAAUAAUUUAUAUGAAACAUUCGUAUUUUUGUAUUGAAUGAGUAACUCUGAACAAAGAUUUUGUUUUUGUUUAUAGCCAAAAUAUGUAAUAUAAUGUUAAACUUUGUACAUUUGUACAUAAAAAUGUUUUGUUAUUGUUUUGUAUUUUACAGUAUAAUGAAAUAAAAAUGUAUUUGAACUAAGAAAAUCAAGGUGGCAUUUAUACUCUUAGCUAAUUCAAACUCAUGACGAGAAGCAUGUGGUUACUGAACAUUUUGCGAAACUGUAACAGAGCAGCACAUUUAUGUUUGAAAUGGCAGCGGUGACUCACAGUCGCGUCCUACACAAUAUAAUCGUCCCAUAUGAAGAGGCAAACCAGUACAAUGUGGCCAUAAAAAAAGUUUUCCCGUUUCCGUGUGGUUUUUUCUUUCCACCUGUCAGAGGAAAGAAAAGAAAACGGGACAUUCAAGGAUGACGCCAGAUCUGAUUGCUGCUCUCUGUUGAGACAAUAUGAAUAAAAACACAAAGUGAAGCUAGAA